Messenger RNA from Microdochium trichocladiopsis, 2752 nucleotides. RefSeq lists its product as uncharacterized. The record is from RefSeq and is a predicted model, not a curated record. NCBI's taxonomy places the organism in Eukaryota, Fungi, Ascomycota, Sordariomycetes, Xylariales, Microdochiaceae. The coding region runs from base 253 to 2532 and encodes 759 amino acids. The transcript has 3 exons.
CAGGACUCUGGCCCUCUGCUCCUGCUCUCCGCACGAUAGAACACCCCAUUCGACUCGCCGGUCCAGAUCACUGUUCCCGCACUCUUCAUGAUCAUCAUCACGACUCCGCUUGUAUAGAUCAUAGAGCCUCCGCUGGAAAUCAUCGAGCCAGUGUUUAGUCAUCACUGCCGAAGCCACACUCCACGAUAGGAACUUCUCGUGGACAACAACCACCACCUAAUUCUGUCAUCGGAAACCGACGACUCCAUAAUCAUGGCUGGCCCUCACCAUCACGGUCAUGCCCAUUUCCACCGGCACGUCGAUGCUGGCCAUCGGGUCUCAGUCGAGCACGUUGCGAGAGCAGUGCCUGUGACUGAGGCCCGUAUGGCAAGCCCGGCUCAGGGCAUUGAGCAGCCUACCGGACCGCUCACAGCUCGUGGCGUUGGGGACAAGCCCAUCGGUCCCGACGUCACAAAUAUCGCCAUCGCUUGUGGCAUCGCUAUCCCUAUGGUGCUUGCCAUUAGUGUUCUCCUCUUCCUUCAUCGUCGGUCGGUCAAGCGACAGCGGUUAGAGGAUGCCGACGACAAGUACAAGUCCAUGGACUUUGGCCUUGGAGAGGGUGUUGGAGGUUCAAAGAACGGCAAACGCCGAAGCAACUUCUUUGGCAAAGAGAAGGACUCGGCACACAAGACCCAGCUUUCUAUGGACAUGAACCUCUCGAGCCCUUAUCUUCUCCCGCCAACCCUGCAGCACUCGCGCGAAUCUCUUGCCAGGUCACUCAACAAGGAUGAGAGUGACCCUUACCGACUUGUACCUGAUUACGCCAGCGAGGUCGGUUCCAUGAGGUCGUUCCCGAACAAACGCCCAGACCGUGGGUCAUCCAUCUACUCUGGAAAGACUGGUGCUACCCGCCCCAGCACGGACGCGCCGCAGAGCAAUUUCCCUCUUCGUCAGAAUUCGCUCCCUCCUCCUACAUCGCCUUUGCCACAGCUGCCAGCUGCUGCUCAGCGCGCAGAAAUCGUUGGCUCCGCCACUGCCCCUGAGCUUCCUGCGAAGAAUGAGUUCCGCUUCAACGACGAUGAGUCUUCGCGCCCCCAAGGCGCGUCUCAAACUAUUCCGGAGGAGGGUGUGCCAGAGAUUCAACAGCCUCCUCAAGCUGCUACCAAAUCGUCUGCAAGAGUUGUGUCCGGCCAAUCGGCGUCCAGCGUCCAGCAGCAAUACGAAUCUAGAGCUGCGUACGACCGCGAGUCUGGACCCCUGCCUCCUCGCGAUCCUUCCCGUGGCCAAGGACUGGGUAUCACAGAUGCUACGCCGUACCCGAGUGACAACAACAUGCCGGUCAUUGUGACCGAAACUCAGCCCGCGUCUUCUGGCUUUGACUUCAAUCUCAACACAUCUUCCCCCCAACUUGGUGGCGGUCUUCGCUCACAGGAGCAGGAUGAGGCGUACCCUCAGGAGCACGACUACCCCCACUCUGCUGGUCUCGCUGUUCCGGAGCAGGCCAACAAGCGUCUGUCUGUCGGGUUCCGUCCUCUCCCACCGGAUGACUACCUCGAGUCUGAGGAUCCUGAGUUCAGAGCCAACAGAAUUCGAUCGUUCUACAAGGAGUACUUUGAUGACUCGAUCAAGCAGGACAGCGGUAAGCCACCGCCUUUGCCGAACCAGAAUGGCGGACCCGCACAUGGUAGUCAGGAACCUGCCUACUAUGAGGACUACGACGCCAACUACAUGGGUGGCGAGGCGGCUUACUUUGAUCCCGAGACCAAUGCCUUUGUCAUGCCUUAUGCCCAGCCCGUCACACGACGAGCCAUGACACCGCCCCCGAACAACAGACGCCCUAUGCCAGGACCCAGAGGUGGUGGCCCACACCGUGGACCGCCCAUGAUGCCUGGUGGCGGCCCUGGCCGGCCCAGAGCAGGAUCGACCAUGUCUGGCGCCAUGGGCCGCCCUAGGGCUGGCUCCACGAUGUCGGGUGGACGAUUUGGACCUAACGGCUCGGGAUACAUGAGCCCGCGCCCUGGCUCUUCUGCCUCGCAGCAGCGAUCUGUCAACGGAGGCAAGCCUCGCAAGCCAAUGCCCCCGCCCGCUGCCCUGACGACACUUCCUACUCCCUCAAAGCUCAAGGAUGACUCCUUCAGCAUCUUCAACGCCGCCGACUUUGCGCCUCCCCCCAACAUCAGGGAUCAGGCUCGUGGUCGCUCCCAGAGUCCUCUUGGCGAGCGCAGACCUUACCACAGCCCAUCAGUGCCUGUGCACUCACCUCUCGUAAGCUCUUACGAUGAGGUUGCUGCACUUCCCAGCCCGCAUCUUCUGCGCAAGUCUAGCACCUUCACCGGAUUGGAUUUCGCGCCACCUCGCCGGUUCAAGGACCCUGACACGAUGAGCGAUGCCGGAUCGAUCCGCUCCAACAACAGUGGCAUAAGCUCCAAGAACGCCAUCGCUCUUCGGAACGGCGCUGGCCGAGUCAGCCGGCUGCCCGGCGACACUGUCUUCACUCAGCAUGAGAUGGCCGCGACCCUUAGGCCACAGAUGGACAUGAUCAACAGGUCAUAAGCGAUUGCCACUACAGAGGAAGGUUGCACACAAGAUGUUGUACAUAUGUCUUUUUGAUAGCGCUGCAUUGGAAGAGUCUUGUGCCAUGGGCUUGUAUGGAUUGUCAUUUUCACGAUGGCUCUUCUCGUCAUGGCUUGGCACAUGCACGAUCCAUCUUUGGGGGCCCCCUUGGCUGGGCACCACACAAAAGCAUCACGACCUAGCGUAUUUUACCAUUGUC